AGUAACAUAGAAAGGCUAAUUGUCCUCAAAGUUGAUAAUUCAAUCAAUCUCAAUGCUAUCUUUGCAUCCUCAACAAGGCUAAUUGUCGAUAACUCAAUCAAUCUCAAUAUCUUUGCAUCUAUGCUAAAAUUUAAAAGAAAAAAAAAACAAUAUGGAAGAAACAACAAAAGGAGGAGAUUCUCUCGAACCAUAUUCGGAACUUGAGGUCUCUUACUGUGGUGAAGUGCUUGGGGAUCAAGGAUAUUGCUCAAGAAGUAACGUUACCCUCUCUUUGCACCUCCCUUGGAUCCUUAUCUAUCCAAAAAUGCCCUGGCUUUGGCAGUGCCAGUCUUUCAAUCGUUGGGAAGUUAUGCCCUCAACUUCAACACGUUGAGUUGAUCGGCCUUUACGGUAUUACAGAUGCCUCAAUGUUUCCACUUCUAGAGACCUGCGAAGGGCUUGUGAAGGUGAACCUUAGUGGUUGCAUAAAUUUGACCAAUGAAACUGUUUCAACCUUGGUUAGGCUGCACGGAGGAAGGAUCGAAGUUCUUAAUCUUGAUGUUGCAGAAAGAUCACUGAUGCAAGUUUGGUAGCCAUUGCAGAUGCAUGCUUGUUAGUAAAUGAACUAGAUGCUUCGAAGUGUGCAAUCACUGAUGCCGGGCUUGCAGUUCUUUCAUCUUCAGAGCAGAUAUAUUUACAAGUUCUUUUCAAACUCAAUCUUUUUUUUCCAAAUCUAGACGUUUCCAAAUCUUAAACGUUUCCAAAUCUAAAGGAUAAUAGCCUACGUUUAUAGCCUUCGUUUCCAAAAAUCUUUUAUCCCCAUGUUUUUGCCUUUUUGGCAAUUUCCCAUAUAUAAAUUACAAAUCACCCACAAAUAUCCUAACUCUUUCUUUUUCUUCGUCCAUCAACUCCAAUUUUCAAUCCAUGGAAACAUUAUUUCAAAGAAUCCUCUCUGCUUCUAAGAAGAAUCCAUCAACUCCAAUUCCCAAUCCAUGGAAACCCUAUUUCAAAGAAUCCUCUUUGGAUCUCCACAAAUUUCCUAAAUCACGGCUAGCAGCACCUUCUUCGAAAUUGUUGCCGGCGCCAAGCAUGAUCGGUUGUCAGGGGAUCAAGAUGAUGGGGACCGGGAAGAGGAUUCCCAGGAUGGCGGUUUUGGAUAGGGGAUUGUGCUGUGGUAUCGGUUCUUGGGAUGGGGAUACUAAAGUGGAUAUGGCGCGAGUCGACCACGGAACGGACAACGGCUUUGGCGGCAACCCAUUCUCUCCUCAGUCUCAUCCCACAUCUCCUCCUGGAUUUUAUCGUAGAGUUCUUCCGUCUCCUCCCGCUGUAGAUUUUGCUUCUUUCGAUGGAAAGCGCCUCUUUACUGAGGCGCUUAGGGAUGGAACUAUGGAAGGAUUUUUUAAGUUGAUUCCUUACCAUCGAACCCAAUCAGAAAUUACUUAUUGUGGACUCACAUCCCUUGCUGUUGUUCUCAACGCUCUUUCUGUUGAUUGUGGUAGAAAAGGGUGGAUUGAUGAGACUAUGCUAGACUGUUGUGAACCUUUGACAAACAUCAAAACUGAUGGUAUCACAUUUGGUAAGCUUGCGUAUUUGGCUUGCUGCAAUGGUGCUAAAGUGGUAGCUUGUAGGACAAAUGAAAGCACAGUUGAUGAUUUUCGUAAGCACGUUAUAUCAUGUUCAUCCUCUCAAGACCGUCAUAUGAUCACUACCUUCCAUAGAAGAGUUUUAAAACAGACUGGAGCUGGCCAUAUUUCACCGAUUGGGGGUUAUCAUGCUGGAAAAGACAUGGUUCUCAUCUUGGAUGUUGCACGUUUCAAGUAUCCUCCUCAUUGGGUUCCACUCAUCCUAUUGUGGGAUGCCAUGAACACAAUUGAUGAUGAAACGGGACUACAUAGAGGGUACAUGAUAUUAUCAAAGCUAACUAGGGGACCGUCUAUUCUUUACUCUCUAAGUUGUCAGCAUGAAGGCUGGAAUAAUGUUAUAAAAUACUUAACAGAACAAGUUCCUUUACUUCUGAAAACUGAAAAUGUGAAAAGUGUAGAUGAAUUACUUUCUGUAGUAUUUAAAUUGCCACUUCAAAAUCUAAAGAACUUUAUCAAGUGGGUUGCAGAAGUCCGGGAACGAGAGGAUGGGAAUCUAAAACUAAAUGCAGUGGAAAAAGGAAAACUGUCUCUCAAGGAAGAGACAUUGGAACAACUACGAGCGACUGAACUCAUCAAACAUAUCAAACAGUUAUUGGCAUCUGGGACUCUAUGUGAAGGCUUCGAAUCUUUGUUUGACAAAGAUGCAUUAUCCGACGAAAUUGCUGCAACUGUUUCUUGUCAAGGGGCAGAAACUUUAGCUGUGAAACCUUGCUCAGCUGAUCGACGUUGUCAAUGGCCAUCUGUUAUUGAUGUUCUUACCAUAUUGUUGCUAUCACUGCCCCAACAUAUUUGGUUCAACCUUAAAGAUGAGAAGUUGUUGGCCGACAUUAAUAGGCUCGUUGGAGAAAACUACCUUCCUGCUUUGCUUCAGGAUGAGGUUCUGCACUUGAGAGAACAAAUGCAAUUUCUUAUGACUGAUCUCAUCUCUUAAUCCUCCUCUUCUUCACAUUAAAACCAUAUGGUCUGAAAAUGAAAUGUACGCUAGGAUGGUCUAACAGAUGGUCUCUAGGGUUUAUUAAUCAAAAUUACACCAUGUUACAUUGCUUUCUAUAACA
Messenger RNA from Cucumis melo (muskmelon), 2677 nucleotides. RefSeq names its product glutathione gamma-glutamylcysteinyltransferase 3-like. Gene Ontology annotation, biological process: phytochelatin biosynthetic process; response to metal ion; cellular detoxification of cadmium ion. Bases 904 to 2553 code for a protein of 549 amino acids. Lineage: Eukaryota; Viridiplantae; Streptophyta; Magnoliopsida; Cucurbitales; Cucurbitaceae. Gene Ontology annotation, molecular function: metal ion binding; glutathione gamma-glutamylcysteinyltransferase activity. The transcript is spliced from 2 exons. The record is from RefSeq and is a predicted model, not a curated record.